Molecule: messenger RNA, 2856 nt
Organism: Colletotrichum scovillei
Lineage: Eukaryota; Fungi; Ascomycota; Sordariomycetes; Glomerellales; Glomerellaceae
Exons: 3
Coding region: 1687-2832 (381 amino acids)
Source: RefSeq, a predicted model, not a curated record
CCCAUUUCUCAACACUGGAAAUCAGGGCACAUAUGAUGCAACAUCUUCGGUGACCCUUCUUUUGGUCUCAAUUAUUGAUCCAUUAUUGGUCGCCUUACGUUGAGUCAAUCGGGCAAGAUAUCUUUGCUUUGACUGCCGUGGUUCUGGUAUCAGAGCUCGCAUCGUUUGCAUCGUCGCAGCCAGAAGAUAACGUCCCAUCGCACGAUGCCAUUCCAUCCACGCCGACGACAUAAUAGCUCGUACACGUUCGCGAAUGCCACCGCGGCGUAGCGCAACGAUCUGAUACGAUGUUGCGCUAGCCCGUAUUUCAACGCUUUGCUUAGGCGCUCCCGAAGUCUCCCCAGAUCUUACACUCUUGCUCUUGACUGCCAAGGCUCGUCUUGUUGAAGAAGCCAAUCAUCCCAGUCGGGGAAAAUGCGACAACUAUUUUAACACCAUUCGGUCCGAUACGACCUUGAAUCUGACGGCGUUGCGUCCCAUAAACGGGUUUCCGUCACGGUGGAUUAUACCGAGGUGUCAAUUGAGCAUCAAGAUGAUAGCCAACAGGGGCUGAACGCGACGAUAGUUCACCAUUGCAACUGAGUCUGAGGUAUCAGAAACAAAAAUCACAGCAUGUACCGCCCACAACAAGACGGAUUUGGCCUGCGAAUCAAAAGAACUGCGUCGAGGGGGAAUCGAACCCCCGGCUCCCCGACGCUGCUGGAUGGCAACGGAGAAUUUUACCACUAAACCAUCGACGCUGGUUAAGCUUACUCAGCUUGUGAUCUCUUUCGCGAUUUUGCGCGCCUUCUUGUCUGCUCGGCGCUUGAUUGAUCGCGAAAAUCGUAUCUGCUCACGCAAGCCGCGAGCUUCGUGAGCGCCGACUGGACGUGUGGUGGGGUGUUUUCGAAUGAGGUCGAGAUAGACUCAGCAGCGGGGAUGGGCCAAACUUUGUUUCGUCAAAGCUCAGCGUCCUUGCCUCCGAGCUUGGCGGUUGGAGUGACCAAAGCCAAUGAAGACGUCUACACCGAGAAGUGGAGAAGUUCCGGAGCGGUGCCCGGGCGGCUGGGGCCACGGUCCAACCCCGGAUCCGGAGGCUGCGCUUCGACCGAGGCCGGCGGACGCAUCGCCGACAUCUCACGUAAUGAGGUUCCAUCCGGAGAUAGGAACUUGCGGCGCUCGGGGUCCUUCGGGGUCCUUUAGCAAGGUGGGCAUGACGAACGGGAAAUGACGAACUACAGACUCCCUGAAGCGAACACCACCGUCGAAACCGAAACCGAGCUGCGAGUCGAAUUACGGGGUGAACCGAGACCGAAGUUGAUGCUGUAAUCCACCAACCUUUCGACGCUGCAAUAUCUUGCAUCCGUAGAAAGACGCAGGAUGAGCACAUGAGCGUUUUUCGAUGCGGCUUCCACACCGGAGCGUUCGGCUGAUUCGUUCUGGGGUGCGAUGUCAGGGGAGCUUGGUCGGCUUCAAUAGCUUCUACUGAAGAGUUGCGGCUAUGUUCGUAGGGGGGCAAUAGCGAGAAGACCUUGAGCCGAGUUUCCCCUUUUCUCGGCGCAGCAGAGUUCUGAAUGAUGGCAGUCUGUUCUGCUCUAUAUAAGCCAACAUGCAGCGAUCCUCGAAACAUCCAGGUUGAUCUACGAAACAGCUUCUUGUCUCAAGAGACUCUAUCUUAACACGCUUCACGAUCAUUUACACUACGUCAUGAAGCUUACAAAAGCUUGUCUGUUGGCUGCAGCUGCUGUUUCGGCAUCUACCUGCUCUGCAGAGACAACCACCGGAGAUCGGGUCAUUCAACUCGGCAAAGACUUCUAUAAUGGCACGACCAAGGUCCAGUUCACCACAGAAGCUCUUGGAGAAGCAGACUUCUUCAAGAUCGACCCGGGCCCGAACGCAACUACCUUUGACUCGUGGUACUUUGACGCGAUGAACCCUUCGACUAACGAGACCGUCGUCUUCAACUUUGAGAUCCAGAGACCGACCGAUAACGGCGCGGAUGUCGGCACCACGCAGUACCACGUCUCCCUGUUCGGGUCCUUUGCGAACGGCACUGCCUUCAGCUACGGAGUCAACUCCGAGUACGCCAACAUCACCGAGCGGGCGGACAAGAGCAUGCGCGUCGACUUUUUCGGCGGCAGCGAGGUCAGCUGGUCGGGCUCGAGCUUGCUGCAGCCGAGACCGGUGUAUAACGUAACCAUCAACUCUCCCGAGACUGGUAUCUAUGGAAGUCUCAUCUUGCGAGGCAACACCGUUGCCCCUCACUAUACCUGCGGCACCGACGCAGCCGGCGUAAACGAGAAGAACGUCGAAGGCGUAGCCUGGGCCAACGCCCUCCCCGACGCCGAAGCCACAGUCGACCUCACGCUCGGCGACACGGCAAUGUCCUUCUCCGGCUACGGCUACCACGACAAAACCUGGGUCGACCGCCCCUUCCAAGAAGCAAUCCAAGCCGCCUUUUGGGGUCAUGCCCGUCUGGGUCCAUAUGCCGUCGUCUGGUGGCACUCGCACGCGCAGGACGGCACCGAGAUCAGCUCCGAGUACCUCGCGACCUACGAGGACGGCCACGUGAUUGCGUCGCGAUGCGUUGACCGCUUGAAUAAUACGCUGGGAUGGGGUGAGGGGCAGAUUUGGCCGCUUGUGCCUGGGACGCCGGCGCCUGCUGGGAUGAUUAUGCGAUGGGACUUGGGUGAUGCCGGAGUGUUUGUGGCGAAUAUUACGAGCAAGGAUAUCUUUGUCACGAUACCUUUCUGGCAGGCUGGUAGGGGACCUGUUUCUGGAGGGUUUGUUGGUGGGGAGCAGUAUACGGAUGAGACUGGGCUGUGGUCUCUCAACCAGCUUCCCAAGUUGUAGCAAAGUUGGUCUUGUAUCGGCUGC